Molecule: messenger RNA, 2862 nt
Organism: Cannabis sativa
Lineage: Eukaryota; Viridiplantae; Streptophyta; Magnoliopsida; Rosales; Cannabaceae
Product: protein PSK SIMULATOR 2
Exons: 13
Coding region: 513-2360 (615 amino acids)
Biological process (GO): positive regulation of growth
Source: RefSeq, a predicted model, not a curated record
CAUACAAAACAACAGUCUUCUUCUUCCAAAAAUAUAAUUCUCAUUCAAUGCAAUUCUUCAGUCAAAUUCCUAAUCCCACGAGAUUUUCGUUAUCGUAAUAACGCGUUAUUUUUCUCCAACCUACCAAAUCAUAUAUAUUAAUAUUAUUCACCAAACCAAUUUCUUUUCCUUUUUAGUUUAAAUAAAAUAAAGUAUUUUUUUAUUUAUAUUUGUAAUUACUUUUAUCUUUAAUUCAAAUUAAUUCUCUUAUUCAAACAAACAAACCAUUUGUGUUCUCUCUCUCUCUCUCUCUAAACCCUUCUCUUCCACACUGUAACUAUCUUUCUUUCUUCAUCAUUUGUCAAAAUCUUAUCUCUAAUUACUUGUUUUCAUAUAUAUAAUAAAUAUAUUUUUUCUAGGAAGAAAAGUAUUCCUACAAUUUUCCAGCUCGUUCUUCGAUUUUCUAUACAAUUAGCCAAGCAGGUGUAAGAUUAGAACAGUAUUUGAAUUCGGAGCAUUCAGGAAGAGGAACAAUGGGAGGGGUUUGUUCAGGAGGUACUACUAAGCGAAGCAUAAAGCCCGAAGGAAAUAAUACUAUGGGAUUCUCCGGGAAACUGAAGAAAACAAACAGCGUCGUUAAAUCGAAAGAGAAGUCGUAUUCUUACUCUGAUGCAUACAAUUCCGAUAAAACACAGCAGACAUACGAUACCAACGAUCUGCGAUUAUCGUUUUCAAGCGAAUUGAAGCCGUCGACGCCGGCCAGAACGGGAGUUACCAAGGUAGCACAAAAAAACUCAGUCAUAGGAAGAGCUGGGAUUGUUGGAUUGGAGAGGGCAGUAGAAGUAUUAGAUACACUUGGAAGUAGCAUGUCGAAUUUGAAUGCCAGUGCUGGAUUUAUCAGUGGCACAGCAAGAGGGAAUAGAAUAUCGAUUUUGGCAUUUGAAGUGGCUAAUACAAUUGCCAAGGGUGCAAACUUAUUUCAAUCACUUUCAGAAGAAAGUGUCCAGUUACUGAAGAAAGAUAUUUUAAAUUCUCAAGGAGUUCAAAUAUUAGUUUCCACAGAUAUGAAAGAGUUGCUAAGUAUCGCCGCAUCUGAUAAAAGGGAAGAGCUUGAUAUUUUUUCACGGGAAGUAAUUAGAUUUGGAGAUCUAUGUAAAGAUCCACAGUGGCACAACCUUGGUCGUUUCUUCUCCGGAUUAGAUUUAGAAAAUUCAAUUCACACACAGAAAAGAGCAGAGGCAGACAUGACGAUGCAUGAGUUGACUGUUCUUGCUCAACAUACUUCUGAACUAUACCAUGAAUUUAAUUCAUUGGACAGAUUUGAACAAGAUUACCAGCAAAAGGUUGAGGAGGUGGAAGCCUUGAAUCUCCCACGAAGAGGAGAGAGUCUCAAGAUUUUACACAGUGAGUUAAAACAACAAAGAAAGCUUGUAAAGACCUUGAAAAAGAAAUCUCUUUGGUCUAGAAAUUUGGAGGAGAUUGUGGAGAAGCUUGUAGACAUUGUUACUUAUACACAUCAAGCAAUCUCUGAAGCAUUUGGCAAUAAUGGUCUGGUGUAUAGUGCCAAUCAAAGGAAAGAUCCUCCAAGGCUGGGUGUAGCUGGUCUUGCAUUACACUAUGCUAAUGUCAUCAAUCAGAUAGAUAAUAUUGCAUCCCGACCGACCUCCCUUCCUCCAAAUAUGAGGGACACAUUAUACAAUGGGUUGCCAAACAGUGUCAAGACAGCUUUACGAUCCCGUUUGCAGGCUCUUGAUGCAAAAGAACAGCUUUCAGCUCCUCAGAUUAAGGCUGAAAUGGAAAAAACACUUCACUGGCUGGUUCCAGUCGCUGCCAAUACUAACAAAGCGCAUCAGGGUUUUGGAUGGGUUGGAGAAUGGGCAAAUUCUGGUCCAGAAUUCGGCAAGAGCACAAAUACGCAGAACAGCAUGAUUCGUCUUCAGUCACUAUAUCACGCUGAUAAGCAGAAAACAGAUCUAUACAUCCUCGAAUUGGUGACGUUGCUUCACCAGUUAAUUUUCAUAGUUAGACAUAAAGACAAUGGAUCAAAGCUUCCGUCUACAAGGUCUCCAACUCGAAAGGGAGUGAAUUUACCUGGCAGAAUGCAACGGCUUCUAUCCUUGGAUUUCGGUACUAAAUCUCGCAAAGUGCAACUGUCUCAGGAAGAUAAGAAUUUAUUAAAUGAUGUUACCUGUGGUAGGAGGAAAGGGGUGUUAGGAAUGAGCAAAAGUCAGGAGUUUAUUAUAGUGAAGAAAAGAGAUAACAGGUUUUGGGCUCUGAGUAGGAGCACAGGUAGUUCACCUAAUAGGGAUUUGGCUGCUAGACGAAACCCAGAGCAUUGCAACAAUGUCUUGGAUGUUAUGGAUGGAUUAGAUAAGAUAUGACAGACAUUUUAAGAGCCCUUAAUUACACCACACCACACCCAACCCAUUGUUCAUUUUCAUCAUACCAAGUUUCUUUAGCAAUGUUUACAUAUCGUUGUAAAUAUAUCUGAGCCAGUUCUCAUUUUGCUGUAUAUAACAUUUUAUAUAUACACAUGAAAGAAAAUUAGACUGAUUUAAAAGUAGGGAUCAGAUGGUUCUAAUGAGUGCCCAAAGUCGUAACAGGCUUUGGGGGCAGACACUCAUCUUGCAUCAUUGCAAGUAUUGACCACUCAUCACAUCCCGUUUCUGCCUGAAGGAUCAUGAUUCAGUACGCAGACUUACUCUCUUUUUUAUAUUCUCAACUUUCAUAUUAACCUCUGUCAGUUGUCAAUGUGGGACUAAAAAGAAAGAAAUUUGUCGCCAAAGUUCUAGUUUAUGCUUUCUCUUGGGCACACAUGUUAAGAAGAAUAUAAUACACUGCUAAAUAAUUAAUAAUUAUUGUCGUAGUCUUAUACGUUUGAUU